AUGAUACUUGAAACUUUCAACGACGAAGCAUUAGCAAGGGUAAGUGUUUUUUGCUGGCAUAAAGCUUUUAAGGAAAGCAGGCAAAAUGUGGAACAUAGUGAACGUAAGAGACAACCUUCAACGUCUGUCACAGAGACAAUGAUUAACACAGUUGCGGUUAUCAUCAAGGAAGACCGCAGAAUCACAGUACGUCAGCUGCAUGCUCUCUUGAAUAUUUGUGUAGGAAGUGUUCACUCAGUCAUGGCAGAACAUUUGCAACUGAAACGUGUUUGCGCGCGAUGGAUUCCGAAAUUGUUGACAUCUGAGCAAAUGCAGCAUAGAAUGGAUGUGUGCACAGAAUGGAAAAAAGGACUGGAACAAGAAGCCGACAAUUUUUUAAAACGUAUCAUCACAGCAGACGAAGCUUGGUUGUAUCACUAUGAAACAACAAAGUAG
Messenger RNA from Stegodyphus dumicola, 435 nucleotides. RefSeq names its product protein GVQW3-like. The record is from RefSeq and is a predicted model, not a curated record. NCBI's taxonomy places the organism in Eukaryota, Metazoa, Arthropoda, Arachnida, Araneae, Eresidae.